AUGGAAGUUGCUGCAGCGAGCUACGAAGGCCAACGGCGGCGGAAGCUGCGAAGGCCAACGGCGAUGAAAGUUGCGAAGGCCCGCGACGACGAUAGCUGCGAAGCCGCCGUGGCUUGGGGCCCCGGCGAGCCCCUGGUGGUGGAACAAGUCCGGGUGGACCCGCCCCAGAAAAUGGAGGUCCGAGUUAGGAUUCUCUUCACCUCCAUCUGCCACACCGAUCUCAGCGCUUGGAAAGCAGAGAAUGAAUCCCAGAGAGCUUUCCCUCGAAUCUUCGGCCACGAAGCCGCCGGGAUUGUGGAGAGUGUGGGGGAGGGAGUGAGUGAGGUGGCGGCGGGCGAUCACGUGAUCCCGCUGUUCAACGGGGAGUGCGGCACGUGCGUGUGCUGCAGGAACCCGAAAACGAACGUGUGCGAGAGGAUGGGAGUGGACCCCACGAAGACCACCAUGGCUCACGACGGAAAGACCCGGUUCACGACGGCGGACGCGCGGCGGCGCCCGAUCUUCCACUUCUUAAACACCUCCACUUUCAGCGAAUUCACAGUCCUGGAAUCGGCCUGCGUCGUCAAAAUCGACUCCCAAGCAGCUCCCAUCAAGAACAUGACUUUGCUCAGCUGUGGCCUCUCUUCUGGAGUGGGAGCGGCAUGGAACACAGCAAACGUGGAAGCAGGAUCGACAGUGGUGAUUUUUGGAUUGGGAGCAGUAGGGCUCGCAGUAGCUGAAGGAGCACGAGCCCGCGGUGCUUCUAAAGUUAUUGGCGUCGACGUCAACCCCCUCAAGUCUAUAAUCGGGAAGCAAUUUGGGAUCACCGACUUUAUAAACCCCAGAGACUCCGACAAACCUGUCCAUGAGAUAAUAAUGGAGAUGACAGACGGAGGUGUGGAUUACAGCUUUGAAUGUGUUGGAAAUUUGGAGGUUCUGCGGACAGCCUUUUUGUCUACUCACGUUGGAUGGGGAACAACGGUUAUGUUGGGAAUACACCCGAGCCCCAAAAUGCUGCCUCUGCACCCAAUGGAGCUGUUCAGUGGGCGUAAGGUGGUGGCCUCUGUUUUUGGGGGCUUCAAAGGCAGAACUCAGCUUCCUCUUUUUGCCAAACAAUGCACUCAAGGGGUAGUGAAGCUGGAUGAGUUCAUAACACAUGAACUUCCUUUCGAAAAGAUAAACGACGCUUUUCAACUGCUUAUCGAUGGAAAGUCUCUAAGAUGUGUUUUGCAUGUUUAAGAUAUUUUAUGUCUUUCCAUAAACACUUUUUUACGCCAGGAGUUACAUAAAUAAUUUAAAUAAACGAGCUGUCAUGUUUGUAAUUUGAUAUGUAUUGUUAAUGAGUUUAAAUAAAUUAUUAAACUCUAUUUAGUAAUUA
Momordica charantia (bitter melon) is the source of this 1357-nucleotide messenger RNA. NCBI's taxonomy places the organism in Eukaryota, Viridiplantae, Streptophyta, Magnoliopsida, Cucurbitales, Cucurbitaceae. The record is from RefSeq and is a predicted model, not a curated record.